This is a messenger RNA of Tetrahymena thermophila SB210, 2319 nucleotides long. Its product is annotated as transmembrane protein, putative. The transcript has 2 exons. The record is from RefSeq and is a predicted model, not a curated record. Lineage: Eukaryota; Ciliophora; Oligohymenophorea; Hymenostomatida; Tetrahymenidae.
AUGAAUACUACUAUUUUAAAUCAAAGCUAAGCAAACCCACUUAAAAUGUCCCAAAAUAAUUAUAUGCUAAAUCACACACAAGCACACUCUGACUAUGGAAAAUCUAACCCUCGAUUCGAUUAAAAAGUUUAUCAAGAAUUAUGUGGAUGCGCUCCAACUCAAAUUGUCCCAAUAAUAAAAUUUUUACUGAUUUUCAUUAUGUUGGGUGCACUAAUAGGAUUUAUCUUAAGUAUUGUUGGAGCAUGCUAUGAUGGAAGCAGUUGGAUGGGUAGCCAACCAACGGAAACAUAUGCACUUUUUAUUACAGAUAUUAUUUUGUGCGUUUUUAUUUUUGGACUUGCCCUUUUUGCUUUUAUUCAGCUAAUGAUGAAAAAUUUUGAGCUUGGUAUUAAAGUAGAGCUCACUCUUUUCUUUGUAUUUGUCUUUUUAGCUUGCUCAUUAGCUGGAGGUAUAAUAAUCUAAACAAUAGAUCAAUCAAGUUCUGUAUCCUAUUCUUGCAGCUAGGUUUACUAAAAAAUAUGGCCAUCAUCUGUUUUAGAUGCUUCAUAAACUGCCUAAGCUAAUUUUUGUUCUGGUAACUGUCCAUGUGAUUAUUCAUCUUAGUCUUAAUCGAGUUAUCCAUUAGCAGGAUAUUUUGAUCCAUCAGGUCCUAUAAAUGCAUUAGGAUGUAAAUAGUAUACUCCUCUGUCUCAAAGCACUGUCAAUUUAUUACAAAAUCUUGAAUCAUCAUGGAAAUGCGCAGGAAUAUGCUCUGUCAGUAAAAUGUACCUAUUUACAGACGUCAAUAGAGGAUAACCUAACUCAUAAUAAAGCUGCUUCUAGAUUGCAAGUCAAAAGCUCUAUCCGUUAAGCAACUUAUUUUUAGGUGGUGAUUUUACCAUCAGCAUUCUACAAAUGAUUAUAUUGCUAUUUUUAAUGAAGUUAAAAACUUUUUUGGACAGAGAUGAUGUAAGAUUAUUCUCAGGAGUAAAAACAAUCGAUUAAGAAAGGUAGCAUGUGUAUGCAACUUCAAUUAUUUAAGAUCCCCAUAAUUAAUCUAUUGCCCAUGAUUAAUCUAGUAUCAUUAGAUAGGAUCACUAGCAGUCAAUGAUUCAAAAUCAAUAGCUCUAUUAACAGGAAUAAGUAAUUCAAUAAUAACCACCUUAAGUUUAUUAGACAUAGUAAAAUUAGACCUUUGUUAAAAAGAACAGCUUUAUCCAGCCUCUUCAUACUUAGAUGAACGCUCUUCCAGCUGCAACUUCUAACUAAUAAUCUUCUUAACCUGUUAUUUCAGUUAUUUAAAAAUAAAAUAGCAUGUCUGCUUAGAGUGCUUAAGUAGCUCCUUUUCCUAACUAGAAUGUAAACAAUGUUAAUUCUUCUAAUAAUUAAGUUUUAUAUAAGCAAAACUCUAUUACUAUGUAAAAUUCAUAAAUAAUUUAAAAUGCUUAAUAUAAUUCAUAAAAAACUGCUUCGUUUCCAAAUCAAGGACAAUAAAUAACUAGCAAUAAUAAUAAUUAAGUAGUGCCUUUAAAAGAAGUUUUAAAUAAUAAUGGUAAUUAAAAUUAAAUAUAUUAACAAAACUAAAACUCGGAUGUUAAAACAGAUAUCGAAUAUUAGUAUUAAAGAGAUAUCUAUAAUACACAAGGAAAUUAGAUUAAUAGGUAACCUACUUUAAAUUAAAAAAUUUAAAAUUAUAGAGAUGAUUUUGAUGGCUAAGAUCAGUCUCCUAGCUCACCAAUGAGAUCCUCAAUUGUUUCACCUAAAAAAAAUAAUUAUAUUGAAAGAAAAUAAACUAUAGAGCAUACACCUGUUAAUAAUUUAUUUGAUGACGAUGUAGCCUAAAAUAAGAAUAGAAAUAACCUCAAUAACUCAAUUGUAUUUUAGAACAAAGCUGCAAAUCAUCCAUUAAGCUAAUUGUAAUAAAAUCGUUUAACAUCUUCUUCAUUUUAAAAUGCCUCCACUAUGUAAUAAUCCCCAAUAAGGAAGGGGUAAUAAUAAACAGGAGGUUUAUCAGUACUAGCAAAUACAGGAAAUUUAACUUUAUAAAGUAGAAAUGUAGCAACUCCUGUAAUGUAAAGCGAAAUGCAUAAUGAUGAUACUUAAGGUGUAGUUCACAAUCUAGAUAUGGUAAAACCAAAAUCAAAUAACAAUACUUACAGACCUUAAAGUAAUGUGGUUUCUUUAAAUUUGGAUCCCUCUGCCCCAAAUAGUUCAUAUUAACUAAAUGAUGCUGCAUUCCGUUCAACUAUGUAAAAUUAGAGUACUGUUAGUAAUGGGAACAACAACACUAACAAAAAGUUUUUCUCUAAAUAAAACUAAAAUAAUAAUAUUAUUGUUUGA